Molecule: messenger RNA, 1056 nt
Organism: Pimephales promelas (fathead minnow)
Lineage: Eukaryota; Metazoa; Chordata; Actinopteri; Cypriniformes; Leuciscidae
Product: urokinase plasminogen activator surface receptor
Source: RefSeq, a predicted model, not a curated record
UUUUGAUCACCUCCUCAUCAAAGAUGGAUCUGCAAAUCUCAGUUUUUCUUCUGUUAAUUCUUUUCACUGCAGGACACACUCUCAGCUGUUAUAAGUGCAUGAGUACAAACGGUACUUGUGCAAAGCAAACGGAAGAACUAUGCACCAAUGGAGCCUCUUCAUGUUCAAGUCUUACAACAGUGUCACGAGAUGGUAAUCAAACUUAUAAAGGUUGUACUACUGACUGCCAACAUGGGUCCCAGAACAUAGGUAUUUCUAAGAUGGCUACUUUCUGCUGUAACACUGACCUGUGUAAUGUCAAAGAUGCUCCAGAUGAUUUUAACAUCCCCAAUGGAAAGAAAUGUUUCUCUUGUGAUGGGCAGAACUGCACAAACAUAUUGAAGUGUACAGGGAGUGAAGACCGUUGCUUUAAAUAUGAAGGGACUUCCGGAAACGAGUCAUUUGUUAUACAAGGCUGUAUCUCUAAAUCUUUUUGUGAUACCUCAACGGUUUAUAAUGUUACAGUCCUCAGAUGUUGUGAGGGAAACCUGUGUAACGGUGGAGCCAACAACACGAGUUUCACCCAGAACACCUUCCUGUUCUUCUGCUGUUCUCUGCUCUACUUCCUGCUGCAAUGAAUACAGCAACUCUACAGAUUCUACAUCGCUAAUUUUCUCUGAACUAAAUUUGGUGGGACAAAAUAAUAUGGACACCCUUUAUUAUUAUUAUAGGGGUUAAAAUCUUUUGUGUAAAACACAAAACAUUGCAAUUAUCAUUUAUUUUUUGAUGUUUAAAUUCUCUUGUUUGUAUGUCAGUGGGGUAUAUGUGGUUUUCGGCAGUGUUUAGUACAAGCUGUGUGUGAAAUGGGUGACUUGUCGGGUGCCAAAAAAGGGCAAAUCAUCAGAGGCCAAUUAAGAGCAUCUAUAACCUUAACCGCCCAAUUGUUGUGUGUUUUAACAAUUUAUGAUUGUGUUUUAACAAUUUAUGAUCUUUAUGAUUAUGGUGACUCGAGUAUGUUCACAGUUAUUGGGUGUUUUAAUUUAAAUAAAAUUGUAAUAAUUUAAAGGGAUAUUUCAC